Molecule: messenger RNA, 699 nt
Organism: Paramuricea clavata
Lineage: Eukaryota; Metazoa; Cnidaria; Anthozoa; Malacalcyonacea; Plexauridae
Source: the annotation of a GenBank genome assembly
AUGGCGGCAGUAUUCAAGCGUGAGCAAGCGCAACAGAUGCAUGAUGUCGUGCGACUUGGACGUGCCAGAAUUGAGGACAUUAACAAUCGCCAGAUUGCCGCACAAAAACUGAACGCGAAGGCGAGACCACGCAUGGCCCCAAAGAUGCGCCGCGACGACGAUGGGAACCAACUCCAGAAAGGCAAUGGACAUGCGCGUAGACAGAAAAAAACCAGGAGCUGCAAAACCACUGCGCCAUGGGCUCCAAAACCGCAGGAACCUGACGCAUCGGAUGAAACAACUAGAUCAGGUAACUGGGACACCGCGGGCGAAGAAAAAAGGACACUCCGUUCCACUCUAGGAAAAAAGACAGCCACCAUUGUAGGUCUCUACGAAACUCAACAUUCAAGCGAAUGGGAUGGUCGCGAUGACGAAAACAGCAUAAUAGAUCGAUCAUGCGGCGAAGAAAGGUACGACCAGGGACCACAACUCGUCAGGCAUGAUGAAGGAAGCCAAUCAAGGACUCCAGGUCACGACGCGUACACGUUUUCUUACGAGACCACGACUGGAGAAGCCGCAGGAUGCGAUCGACCUUGUCACGGGGCAAACGAGCUAACUGCUGUACGGAACCCAACUCGAUACCGAGAAACACCAAAACAGUGGACGGGCCCUCGCACUUUUGCAAAUGCAAAGGGAGACCCAAGCGGGCAAACACGGUAA